Messenger RNA from Solanum dulcamara, 591 nucleotides. RefSeq lists its product as uncharacterized. The record is from RefSeq and is a predicted model, not a curated record. The coding region runs from base 1 to 591 and encodes 196 amino acids. The transcript has 2 exons. NCBI's taxonomy places the organism in Eukaryota, Viridiplantae, Streptophyta, Magnoliopsida, Solanales, Solanaceae.
AUGGCUAGAUUGAUUUGGGAGAUUGAUAUAUCUAUACUCAUGACCUAUGUAGAGAAAAUAGAGAGUGAGAAGCUGAAGGAGAAGAAUAGGGAGUCCAAGAGGCCAAGGAAUGACGGUGGUGAUUUCUCAUAUGGUGCACUUGAUUUAGAGUCGACUAUUGAUAGCCAAAGUUAUCAGAAGAGUUAUGCUGACAAGAUGGUCUGUCCCUUAGAGUUCAAGGUGGGAGACCGUGUAGGACUGAAGAUAUCAUCCAUGAAAAGUGUGAUGAGAUUCAAGAAAAAGGGAAAGCUUAGCUUGAGGUUUGUCGGCCCAUUUGAGAUUCUGAGGAGAGUGGGUGGGUUGGCUUAUGAGUCGGCCCUUCCCCCUAGAUUGUCAGCUGUCCAACCUUUGUUUCAUGUCUCCAUGCUUCGCAGAUAUAUACCGGAUAAGUCUUAUGUGAUUUUUUAUGAUGCAGUAAAGUUAGGCUCGGAUUUGACUUAUGAAGAGGAGCCGGUAGUCAUUGUAGAUAGGCAGUUUGGUAAGCUUAGGAAUAAGGAGAUCGCUUCAGUUAAGGUUCAGUGGCGACAUCGACUUGUUGAGAAGAUGACCUGA